CUUGUUCAGCACGUUUCUUUUGUCCCUCUCGAGUGGAGUCUCGUCCACGCCCUCCCAAGAGAAAUAAAAGGAAAAAAGGCCUAAGGCGGCUCCUUAGCCCUAGCCCCUUUAGGGUCCAUUAGGGUUUUUCUUCCCACAAAGCUCAGAACCUUCCAUUCAAAGCUCAAGCCCAUCAACUUCGUCUUCAACCUCCCUCUACCAAAAAUUUCAAAUUUUUUUUGGAAAAUUAUUAGACAAUUAAGAAAAAAAAAAGCAAAAACAACACAGAAAUUAAGAAAAAAAAUUCAAAACCCUAGAUUAGGGGAGUUGCAUUGAGGGAGCUUUUCGAUUUGCAGGUCCGCGAUUCGCUGACUACAUUCUCCAUGGAGAUAGAUUCCCCUGUUAAUUCCAUAAUCCCUAUUACCCCUACUGAUAAUUAUGAGUCACUCGGUUCAGAAGCACAGCCUAAUAAGCGUAGGAGAAAGAUAUCUGUUGUCUGGGAGCACUUCACUAUAGAAACUGUUGGACCUGGAUGUACUAAAGCGUGCUGUAAGCUAUGCAAAAAAUCUUUUGCCUACAUUACUGGUUCAAAGCUAGCAGGCACCAGCCACCUCAAACGACAUAUUGCCUUGGGAAUCUGCCCUGUAGUCCGCCAGAGAAAUCAGGAAUCUCCAUAUACACCAGGCUCCAAAAUGGGUGGUUCAGGAAGUGCUACUGAUCGACCAAAAAAACGCCAUAAAGCGACCAAUGGACUUGCAAGCAUCCCUUUUGAUCAAGACCGCUGCAGCCAUGAGAUUGCUAAGAUGGUCAUUCUGCAUGACUAUCCCCUUCACAUUGUGGAACAUUCCGGUUUCAUUGACUUUGCCCGGACUCUUCAACCUCAGUUCAAUACUAUGAGCUUCAAUACUGUUGAAGGGGAUUGUGUGGCUAUGUACAUGAGGGAGAAACAAAGCCUCCUGGAUCUUAUAAGUGGAAUUCCUGGUCAUGUCAGCCUCACAUUGGAUUUAUGGACAUCAAAUCAAUCUUUAGGAUAUAUUGUCCUAACAGGUUAUUUUAUUGAUGGCGAUUGGAAUCUACAGCGUCGGAUACUUAAUGUGGUUAUGGUACCUUCGCCUGAAUCAGAUUAUGCUUUCAAUCUAGCUGUUGUGGCUUCCCUAUCUGAUUGGCAUUUGGAGGGUCGGCUGUUUGCCCUCACAGUUGAUCAAUCCUUAACAAAUGAAACUUCAACUGGACAUCUAAGAGGUCUUCUUUCUGUCAGGAACCCUCUCAUGCUCAAUGGUCAGUUGUUAAUAGGGAAUUGCUAUGCUCGUGUUCUUAGUCGUCUUGCACAAGAUGCACUAGGGGUGAUGAUGGAGACAAUCCAAAAAAUUCGUGACAGUGUCAAGUAUGUGAAUGCUUCAGAGUCGCACAAAGAGAAGUUUAUUGAUCUGAAGCAACAACUUCAAGUCCCUAGCUCGAAGGACCUUGUAGUUGAUGACCAAACUAAAUGGAACACAACUUAUCAUAUGCUAGUAGCUGCCUGUGAGUUAAGGGAAGUCUUUAAUUGCUUGGAUACCUAUGAUCCUGAUUACAAGAUAUCUCCCUCAAUGGAUGAAUGGAAGGAGGUAGAAAGUCUCUGCACAUACUUGAGGAAUUUGUUCGAUGCGGCUAACAUUUUAACUCACCCAAGGUACCCAUCUACCAACACAUUCUUUCCGGAAGUGUCGAAAAUUCAGAUAGAGCUGACACAUGGAGCCAUGAGCCAGGAUCCAUUUGUCAGCAACUUGAUCAAACCAUUGCAAGAAAAGUUUGAUAAAUAUUGGAAAGAUUGCUAUCUGGUUUUAGCAAUAGCUGUAGUUUUGGAUCCAAGGUUUAAAAUGAAACUUGUGGAGUUCACCUUCUCCAAGAUCUACGGUGAGGAUGCUGAAUCAUGGAUUAGGGCUGUUGACGAUAGUGUUCAUGAACUCUUUCUAGAAUACAUCGCACGAGCACAUCCUCUUCCGGCACUUGAAGAAGGUAAUGAGGAGGGUAUGACCAAAAUAGAGACGCCACAGGAAGGAUCUCAAGAAGGAACCCUUGUUUCUAGUGUGGAUGGGCUUUUGGAUUUUGAAGUCUAUAUCAAUGAGAUUACGAGUAGCCAGCACAUGAAGUCAGAACUAGAUCAGUAUCUGGAAGAGUCUCUUUUGCCUCGGGAAAAAGAGUUUGACAUUUUAUGUUGGUGGAAACUAAAUAAACAGAAGUACCCAACUCUAUCAAAGAUGGCUUCUGAUGUUUUGACGAUACCGGUAUGUACUGUUGCUCCCGACUCCGUGUUUGACACGGAACCCAGAAAGAUGGAUAGCUACAGGAGUUUGUUGCAUCCUGUGACACUUGAGGCUCUUGUUUGUACUAAAGAUUGGUUUCAAUGUGGAUCAUCAUCAUCAUCAUCGUCGUCGACAUCAUAUAGUCAGGUUUCUAAUGCAAUUAUGAAAAUGGAAUUCUAGGUCUAGGCCCCAUUUUCGGCUCGUAGGUAGAUUUCCUUGCUUUUUUUCUUCUUCUUUUUUUCGUGGUAUUUUAGGUUUUCAACAGUGAUUCAUCUCUCAUGAUAUAUCUACAGUUGAGGAUUGUGUGGUGUAACUUUAGGUAUUGUUUGUAGGGUUCUUUUAAUUAAGUGAAUUACCUUACCUUA
Alnus glutinosa is the source of this 2626-nucleotide messenger RNA. RefSeq names its product zinc finger BED domain-containing protein DAYSLEEPER-like. The record is from RefSeq and is a predicted model, not a curated record. The coding region runs from base 363 to 2441 and encodes 692 amino acids. The transcript is spliced from 2 exons. Gene Ontology annotation, molecular function: DNA binding; protein dimerization activity. Lineage: Eukaryota; Viridiplantae; Streptophyta; Magnoliopsida; Fagales; Betulaceae.